Ziziphus jujuba (common jujube) is the source of this 3366-nucleotide messenger RNA. RefSeq names its product pentatricopeptide repeat-containing protein At3g22150, chloroplastic. Gene Ontology annotation, biological process: RNA modification. The transcript is spliced from 4 exons. Lineage: Eukaryota; Viridiplantae; Streptophyta; Magnoliopsida; Rosales; Rhamnaceae. The coding region runs from base 114 to 2585 and encodes 823 amino acids. Gene Ontology annotation, molecular function: RNA binding; protein binding. The record is from RefSeq and is a predicted model, not a curated record.
ACAAAAAAUAAAAUAAAAUAAAAUGAACUGAAAACGGAAACUUAUCAACUGCCAAAAUCAUCACAUCCUCGAAUAGGAGGUGGUAGGAGGGUCAGCAGCAGUAGAGUACGGCCAUGGCCUCCCCUGCUCUUCCCCUCUCAUUGUCUCCAUCUUCUUCUCCUACACCUCAAAGCCCAAAUACCAGUUCGACCCCUGCCCAUCAAUCCCCUUCCAUCUCUGUCCCAAAACCUAAAAAACCCACAAUUCGCUCCCGCCUGAGCAAGCUCUGCCAAGAAGGCCAACCCCACCUCGCACGCCAACUGUUUGAUACUCUUCCUCGCCCAACUACUGUUCUUUGGAAUACAAUUAUUAUUGGGUUCAUUUGCAAUAGCUUCCCCGAUGAAGCGCUUUUGCUUUAUGCCCAGAUGAAGAAAGCUUAUCCUCGAACCAAAUGUGAUUCCUACACUUACUCUUCCACACUCAAAGCCUGCGCCGAAACUCGAAACCUCAGGAUAGGUAAAGCCGUGCAUUGCCAUGUUCUUCGUUGUCUGUCAAAUCCCAGUAUGAUUUUGUAUAAUUCGCUUUUAAAUAUGUAUUCUACGUGUCUGCAUGGUUGUGAUUAUUCGAGGUAUGAUGUUGUACGUAAAGUGUUUGAUACAAUGCAUAAAAGAAAUGUGGUUGCUUGGAAUACCCUUGUCUCAUGGUAUGUGAAGACGGAGAGAUAUGAAGAAGCUAUUGAGCAGUUUAUUACGAUGAUGAGAAUGAGGAUAAAACCGAGUGCGGUCAGUUUUGUCAAUGUUUUUCCUGCUUUAGCGGGUAUGAAAGAUUAUAAGAACGCUAAUGUUCUUUACGGGCUUCUAAUAAGGAUGGGUAGUGAAUAUGUGAAUGACUUGUUUGUUGUGAGCUCGGGGAUAUUCAUGUUCUCCGAACUUGGUUGCCUUGAUUUAGCCAGGAAGAUUUUUGACCUAUGCUUGGAGAGAAACACCGAGGUUUGGAACACAAUGAUUGGUGGGUAUGUUCAAAAUAACCUUCCCGCUGAAGCAAUAGAACUUUUUCUUCAAGCAAUACAGUCAGAACAAGCUGUCCUUGAUGAAGUUACUUUGCUUUCAGCUUUAACUGCAGUUUCACAAUUGCAACAAUUGGAGUUGGCUCAACAGCUUCAUGCUUUCACAAUUAAGAAGUUGCAAAAAAUGCCUACCUUUAUAACAAAUGCGCUAAUUGUCAUGUACUCAAGGUGUGAUUUUAUUGAUAUGUCAUUCAAAAUUUUUCAUGAGAUGGUAGAAAGAGAUGUUGUUUCAUGGAAUACAAUGAUUUCUUCAUUUGUGCAAAAUGGGUUGGAUGAUGAAGCUAUAAUGCUUGUCUAUGAGAUGCAGAAACAACAGUUUACAAUUGAUUCUGUAACGGUAACUGCCCUCCUUUCUGCAGCAUCUAAUAUUAGAAACCCAAACAUUGGAAAGCAGACCCAUGCAUAUCUUAUUAGGCAUGGGAUAGAAUUUGAAGGAAUGGAAAGUUAUCUAAUAGACAUGUAUGCUAAAUCAGGUUUAGUCAGGAUUUCACAACUACUUUUUGAGAAGAAUUAUAUUCAUCAGAGAGAUCUGGCUACUUGGAAUUCAAUGAUUGCCGGAUACACACAGAAUGGACUGACAGAAGAAGCUUUUGUUGUCUUGAGGCUGAUGAUUGAGCAAAACUUGGUACCAAAUGCUGUAACUUUAGCAUCAGUUCUCCCUGCUUGUCAUCCACUAGGGAACAUAGAUUUGGGCAAGCAACUGCAUGGAUUCUCUGUCCGCCACUACCUGGACCAAAAUGUAUUUGUGGCUACUGCUCUAAUUGACAUGUACUCAAAAUCUGGUGCAAUCACUUAUGCUGAAAAAGUGUUUUCUGAAACCACUGAGAAGAAUUCUGUCACUUACACUACCAUGAUUCUGGGUUAUGGUCAGCAUGGAAUGGGUGGAAGAGCUCUCUCUUUAUUUUAUUCAAUGCAGGGUUGUGGCAUUAAACCUGAUGCCAUUACCUUUGUUGCAGUGUUAUCUGCUUGCAGUUACGCUGGUUUGGUUGAUGAAGGUCUUAAUAUAUUUCAGUCAAUGAAAAAAGAAUAUGGCAUUCAACCAUCAACUGCACACUAUUGUUGCGUGGCAGACAUGUUAGGGAGGGUCGGUAGAGUGGUUGAAGCCUAUGAGUUUGUUAAAGGGUUGGGUGAGGAGGGUAAUAUACCAGAAAUAUGGGGAUCACUUCUUGGGGCAUGCAGAAUUCAUGAUCAGUUUGAAUUGGGAAAAGUUGUAGCAGAGAAGUUGCUUGGCAUGGAGGCAGGAAAUGGCAACACUGGCUACCAUGUUUUGCUCUCAAAUAUGUAUGCAGAUGAAGGGAAGUGGGAAAAUGUUGACAAAGUGAGAAAACAAAUGAGGGAAAAGGGUUUGAGGAAGGAGACUGGACGUAGUUGGAUUGAGAUUUCUGGUCUCGUGAACUAUUUUGUUUCUAGGGACCAGGAACACCCUCAAUGUGAUGAGAUCUAUAAUAUGCUGCGAGAAUUGGCAAUGGCAAUGAAAGCUGUUGGUUACAAACCUUGUCUUGGUUCCGAUUUAGACGGAAUUAGUGAAUCAGAUGAAUAAUGUGGAACACGUGUUGUGCACUUUAUUGGCAUCUUGGAGGGAUCACUUUACUGCUUGCAAUGGAGUAAAAACAGUUGGGCUUAAGGGUGCAUUCCCACCAUAAUACUAUUUCAAUUUCUUUUGUCUGUGAGGCCAUAGACAGAAAUUGAGGCUGGAAGUCCUACUGCAGCAAGUGCUCCUCAGGGAUUAAUUUGAAAAUACUGAAGAUUUAUGAUUUAUGUUCAUCCCAGAGGAAUGAUAGUUGAUGACGAGUAAGUAAUAUUGGAAUCUGCAAAUAUUCAUCAGCGUUCUAUGGAAGGCACAAGAGUCACAAAAUUUGCAAUGGUAUGGGAGCAUACAAGCCUAAUUAUACCUGGGCUUGAAAACUCUCUAAUCUUCCUCUAUGGGUAAAAAAAUUUAAUUUGAACUUUAUGUUAAUAUAGAUCAUUAGAACAUUAUGUGAGAAUAUGAUGAACUGGAAACAAUUUGCUGCUUAUGAGGUGACAGAGAUGAAGGGCCAUCUAGUGAAGUACCCGGUAUAAGUUGAUUGCAAUGUCAAGGUGAGGUCCCUUCCUGCAUAUGAAAACUUUGCAGAUAUGAAAGGAAAUAUAGUUGGCUCAUUCCUUGCCACUGAAGAAAAUCCAACUUUAUAAACAUUUGUAGAAGAAAUUUUGUUGUGGUUAUGUGCUAGAAAAGAAUCCCUUUCUGAUGUAUGGAUAUUUGUACUUCUUUGUUGUUGUACAUUCAUAUGAAUAUGACUACAUAAGGAGAAUUUGCAAUAAGAAGAAAAAAUUUUGCCCAA